UUAUUUUUAUGCAUAAUGAAAAUAAACAUUAACUUUACAUUUUUCAGCUUGUUACUAGUGCACAGGAAUCCAGCAAAAAAACUGAUGAUGGAAUUUGUUGAGGAUCUGCCUAUAACAGAUCCUGCAGGACGCAGUACUGUAUCUCAAAUGUUGAGAUUCCAAGAUGAAGAAAAAGAAAAUCAAAACAUGUCCCAAGCAUCAAUAAUAUCACAGAAGCUUGAUACGUCUCCAUUACAAACAGCCAGUGUGCCAAAGGGGAUACAAAGGGAGUUUCCACAGAGAACGUCUCCUGAGUGUGGCACUGCAUACUGUUCCAUUGUACCCACCAGCUCCUUUUACAACAAAGGGAAGCAAUAUCUAAACCUACUGGAGAGGAAACUAGCAAACGAAAGCCAUCCUCUGAAUCCAAUAAAUGAUGUCGGAAACCUACCUAUUGCCAACAAGACUGAGACAACACAGCUGAAAGUGAUGACAACCAAGAGCAGAACUUCAAAAACAUCCAAGCGCCCUGCUGCUUCUAGGAAGGCCAAGGCUUUGCCAAGAAACAUCAAAAAAGCCAAGGUGGAGGUGGUGCUUCCCAAGCCGGUGGAGGGGAACAAGGAUGCUAACUGUGCUAUUGAAAAUAAAGUGGAGACUCCUUUUAAAGUAUUAAGCAUGAAAUUCAAACCUGUGCCGAAACUCCAGACGGGGGCAGCAUUCUUUGCCACUGGGAAGAAAUGGCAGUCUGGCUCUAAGAAGAUACUUUCAUCUCCACCGGCCCCCUGCUCAUUUAGCAAGCCCACAGUGAAAGAGAGACAGGACAGACACCUGACUCAUUCCAAGCUCCACUUGUCCACUGAAAGAGAAGCAACUGGAGCAGGCAGGAAAGGAAGCCCAGAAGAGACAAAACACGAUCGUGUAGAAGAUGGUGUGAAAUUGAUUUGCAAUACAAACCAGGAGACUCUGUGUGAAGUGAACCUGUUGCAAGAUACCAGCCUCCUCCAAACGUCUCAUUCUGGUUGCUCAGAGACUCUGGUAGAAAAGGAAACUGAUGCUGGAACUCAGGACCCUAAAGAAAUCUUGCAGGAAUCACCAAAAAAUGUGGACAAGCACAAGACUGCCUCUUCCAGCAAGCUUUCUAGUACGAUAAUCAAGGAUAUAAAGCCAUCUUCAGCAAGUGACACCCAUCCAUUUUUCAAUACACCUUCCAGCAACAAAAAAAGGCCACACAGUCUCUCAGAUGAGCAGUCUUCAGCUGUGGCAUUAAGUCCAGUAGGACGGAAGGUCCCUGCCAUUCUGAGAACCAGCAAGAAGACAAAGGGACUGAGCAAAGAUCAGAUGAUCAUUGAUGCUGGCCAGAAACAUUUUGGUGCCACGGUCUGUAAAUCAUGUGGUAUGGUCUACUCAGCUGCAAGCCUAGAAGAUGAAACACAGCAUGCCCAGUAUCAUCAGCGGUUCCUUGAAGGAAUAAAUUAUGUGAGCUGGAAGAAUGAACAUGUCGCUGCAGAAUUCUGGGAUGGAAAAAUUGUCCUGAUUCUUCAGGAUGAUCCAAAAUAUGCCAUCAAAAAGGCUGAAGCUGUACGGGAACUUGUAGAUAAUGAGCUUGGAUUUAAACAAGUUGUGUUGCGCUGUCCAACCCAAACAUACCUGUUUGUAUCCACUGAAAAGAAGAUUGUUGGCUGCUUAAUUGCUGAGCCGGUCAGACAGGCUUACCAAGUGCUUUCAGAGCCUACAACAAUGUCAGGGUCUCCUAGUGACAGUCUGGAGCAUCAGCGUGCCUGGUGCUGCUCAACAAAGCCAGAGAAGGUGUUCUGUGGGAUCAGCAGAAUCUGGGUGUUCAGCCUGAUGCGGAGAAGAGGCAUUGCCAGUCGUCUAGUGGAUGUGAUGAGACGUACGUUCUUAUUUGGCUCUUUCUUAAACACCAACGAAAUUGCUUUUUCUGAUCCCACACCAGAUGGCAAGCUAUUUGCAGCCAGGUAUUGCCGAACACCCAACUUCCUUGUUUAUAAUUUCAUUAGUUGAGGGUGUCUUCCUACAGCAUGAGCUCCCCUUCUACGAUGAUUCAACAAGCUAUUUUGUCAUUUUCCUUGUGUUAUAUUCUGCAUUUUAACAUUGCAAUAUAAAUUAGGAGUGGCAACAAACCAUGUUUGUGUUGCUUUCAAAAGUUUUGUUCUGAAAGUUGAAACUUUCUAAGUUGAUUGUAAGUUUUAGAUGGUAUGAAGAGAAGGCCAAUUUAGUCUAUCUACAGCUGACAUCUGCUUGAGCUAUUUGUCUGCUCUGCCUCCAGUGUUCCAAAACUUUGAACUCCUUCUGUCAAACCUAUUAGUAUAAUAGAAGAUGGGCUUCUUUGUUUAGCCAGCUGGAUCUGCGGUGAGAGUUUGAAGUCAGGGGCCAGUGGUCCUUCAGAUAUUGGACCUAAUGGUCAGAUGACUGGAGGUGUAGUUCUGCAACAUCUAGGUGACUGUUUCUCCAUUCUUGCUUUAAGCUAAAGAAAGUCACUCUUGACAAAGAGUAAAAUCUUCCUUACAGAAUGGAGGUAGGAAGAGUCUGAGAUGUUCUAAUGCUGCUAUGGACCAGUUAAAUAUUCUUUUUGCACCUGUUGGUGGCUGCACAGCACUUGAGGCUACUUCUGUAACCCUAAAGCAUUGGAUUUUGAGUCCUGAGCCUGUGCCUGCGAAAUGCUGCAAUUAUUGCACUAAACUUUGUUCAAACAAGUCUGUUCAAAUAAAAAUAUUGGUGUAAUUUCA
Molecule: messenger RNA, 2726 nt
Organism: Lacerta agilis (Sand lizard)
Lineage: Eukaryota; Metazoa; Chordata; Lepidosauria; Squamata; Lacertidae
Gene: ESCO2
Product: establishment of sister chromatid cohesion N-acetyltransferase 2
Exons: 9
Coding region: 16-2001 (661 amino acids)
Biological process (GO): mitotic sister chromatid cohesion
Cellular component (GO): nucleus; chromatin
Molecular function (GO): protein-lysine-acetyltransferase activity
Source: RefSeq, a predicted model, not a curated record